GUCAUCUCGUACGUCUAGGUACGCAUCCAGGACAUCUCGUACGUCUAGGUAUUUCGUCGUGCUCAGAGUUCGCGGUCGUACGAAGAACCGUUGUCGUGUUGUCGUGCUGUACACCGUGAUAUCAUGGGGACGGCUCUGUAACAUUCCGAAAAGGGCGUUAGUGUCGUGUGAAGCCGCGUAGUGAUUCAUAGGAAGCAGUUUUGCAUAUAACUUUAUUUCGUUUCUGAAGAUUCAGAGAAUACUUAAUUUCAAUACCAAUCUAUCGAUUUUAAUUUCCAACUCAACAGUUGUUCCAAUUUUUUUCUCCUUGUGGGAGGCCGGUUUUGAGUUUGACUCACGAAGCAGGUGGAAGAAGUUUAGUAAAGACUGCGAAGAGGUAGAACCACCCGCAGAAAGCACCUUUUCAAGGCAAUCUUUCUGCGCACCGAGAAUAAACAGCACAUUCGUUCGAGCACGAAAGAAACAUCAAGAAACCGCAGCAAAAUGAUGAAGAAAAUUGCUGCUGUCACCGCGGCAGCCCCCUUGGCGGGGGGAGGGGCGUUCGCCUCCGCGUUGCAGAAGAACGGAGGAACCACCACGCACUCCUGGGAGGGCAGCGAAGCGGGUGCGUCCGGUUUCAUCCAGCAUGACCGCAAGCGAGUUGACCAAGACGCUAAGAAGGUGAAAGCCGGGAAGAAGGCGGGGGAAAAGGCCGGGGCGAAAGCCGGGGCGAAGGCCGGGACGAAGGUGGGGGGGAAGGCGGGAAAGAAGGCCCGAUGGACCGGAGAAUCUCUCGGCUGUAUAACUUACAUCUGAUUUUUUUUUUGUUUGAGUGCGAAAACUUGCCAGCAGCGUCGGGGGGAGGUAUUCGUGCAAGCUAAGACCCCGGAAUCAUCGAACAUUUCUCGUUGUAGCGCUAGCAGACGAGGAGCGUCGCUCUUCGCAAAACCAACGAAUGUGUAUAAUGAAAACGCAAAUAUAAUAGACAAGGAAGAACAACGCACAUGAAAGAACACCGAUGACGGGUGUUUGAAUCGACGACAUCAGGCUUGUUUUCCCAUCUUAAUUUACGCGAAGCGCAAGUGCCUGAAUGGACAACUGAUGUUACGCAAUGCGCUUAAGGAUCGUAAGCGGAAGAACCUUUCGAAAUUCAUCCCGAAAUUUGUUGCUCACCAUUCAAAAGAGCGGGCGACAUUGCUACUACUACUACUACUCCUACUACUACUACUACUACUACUACUACUACUACUACGGGGCCGGUCCAGGAGCAAGGCGAAACCAUAACUGGGAGCCCUAGUGCUGUAGAAAAUUUUUAUCGGGCAGUGUACCCUAUACUCAACUACGGCAACCCCAUACCCUUCCCAAACCCAGACGCAGUGGCCGAGGCGGCCGGUUAACUCAGGCGGGUACUUAAGGCGCCAGUGAAGACGUUCACAAGUACCAGCAGACCACCAGAACGCGUACAAACGAAUACAACUCGCUCGCUCUGACAAGAGAACGUCGAUGCUCAGAAGCAAAAAGCGGAAAGAGCAAGAAGUACUUGACUACAUGGUCGUUCGUUGUUACUUACUUCCUUUUUCAUGGCAUAUUAAUUUACCUCUGUUACUACCUUUUUCACUUUCUGAAACAACUGCAUAACCUGCAGUGCGUAAAAGAGGCAGCUGAAUACAAUGUUUCUUUGCUUCGAGUGGACUACAGACGACCUCGUCGUCCAUGUCCGUGUCGUGGUAUCGAAAAGAAUUUUAUCGUGCCAUUUUUGCCCCAGCCUACCCCCCUCUUUGGAAUAGCAAAAAGCAAAAGCUUCUCCAUAUUCAUAUUCGUUUUUGAUUGUGGCUCUGGCUUCCCGGCCUCACGAUCACCAGCAGCUCAAGAGAUUGACACCAACAAGGUUUUUUCCACCCUGACAGAAAAGGGUAAACUGCUGCCGGAAUAAAGGAUAAGUGGAAGUAUAAGUAUUUAUUUCACCCCUUAGCCGACAUCACAUCAACGUCAACCGGUAGUGCUAUGCUUGUUACUUGUCCUCUUCAUCGGCGCAAAGUGUGUGCUGAUGACGUACUGCAGAUGGUGACACAUUAGCAUUUUUCUGGGAAUGUAUUGUUGGAGAAAAAAAAAGUGCCGUUUUAGUUUUUUCGCGGCCUUUGGUGCAAC
Messenger RNA from Amoebophrya sp. A120, 2127 nucleotides. Lineage: Eukaryota; Dinophyceae; Syndiniales; Amoebophryaceae. The record is from the annotation of a GenBank genome assembly.